AUGGGUUCCAAGGCAAGAAAGAAGCAGAUAUGGUGUCCACAGCCAUUGACGCCGCUCAUGGAAGGGCCAGACCCUGAAAUGCAAGAAGAAGGAGGCAAGAAGGAGAGCUCUUGGGAAGUCAUACGUGAAUGGUUUAGGGCACAGAAGGGUGGGCUUCCUAAUCCAGGGACUAAUUUAUCUACCGCAGGAUAUGGAAGUGGUGGUACUAUUCCUACCAAAAGGCAAGACCUAAGGCUGUUGCUUGGUGUGUUAGGCUGUCCCCUUGCUCCAAUUCCCCAAGCCAAUGACCCAAUUGAUCAUCACCUCCUUCACAUCAAGGACAUCCCAUUUGAAACUUCUAUAGCGCAUUACAUUAUACAGCAGUACUUGGCAGCCACAGGGUGCUUGAAGCAACAGAAGUGCAACAAAAACAUGUAUGCAAGUGGGAGUGUGAAGAUGGUUUGUUGUGAAACAGAGGUUUCUGCCGGAAGAAAUGUCAAGACUCUAGGAACAAGAAGUGGGGAAAGUGGGUGCUUUGUUCUUUGGCAAAUGUUGCCUGGCAUGUGGUCUUUGGAAUUGGUGGUUGGGGGCAACAAGGUGGUGGCCGGUAGCGACGGCAAGACGGUUUGGAGGCACACCCCUUGGCUUGGUAUUCAUGCAGCCAAAGGUCCUCAACGUCCUUUGCGUCGCCUCAUACAGGGCCUAGACCCAAAGAGCACAGCAAGCUUGUUUGACAAGGCACAAUGCUUGGGGGAGAAAAGAAUCGGAGAGGAUGAUUGCUUUGUACUAAAAGUUUCCGCCGAUCGAGCGGCUGUGAUGGAGAGAAGUGAGGGUCCAGCAGAGGUGAUCAGGCAUGCAUUGUAUGGCUAUUUUUGCCAAAAGAGUGGCCUCCUCAUAUACUUAGAGGACUCACACCUCACUAGAGUUGAAACCCCAGAAAAUGAAACCGUCUAUUGGGAGACCACCAUAGGAAGCAGCAUUGCAGACUAUAGAGAUGUGGAUGGUGUGCUCAUAGCUCAUCAGGGCCGUUCGAUCGCCACCGUCUUUCGGUGCGGUGAGGUGUCCAUGGAGUACACAAGGACUAGAAUGGAGGAAGCUUGGAGCAUUGAUGACGUUGUGUUUAACGUACCAGGGCUUUCCAUGGACUAUUUCAUUGCUCCUGCGGAUAUAUUGGACAGUACUCUACAAUCACCAUGA
Molecule: messenger RNA, 1176 nt
Organism: Prunus armeniaca (apricot)
Lineage: Eukaryota; Viridiplantae; Streptophyta; Magnoliopsida; Rosales; Rosaceae
Source: the annotation of a GenBank genome assembly